GUGCGUUCCAAUGAGUGAAUUCAAUAACUUCGACGUCAUCAACACCCUCAUUGCUACCAACCUGAAACAUCGAUUCCAAUAUGUCCUUUCAGCUUGUUAAUAAAAUUCAAUUCAGCACGUGUGUCAAAAGUGCAAAAACUUUUUGUGAAAAUGGACGAUUCUAGGAAAGAUGAACCAACCACUUAUGAUGGACCAGCUAACAUGGCUCCAGAUGGUAUCAUCGAAUCGAAUUGGAACGAAGUAGUUGAUAACUUCGACGACAUGAAUUUGAAGGAAGAACUACUUCGUGGCAUUUAUGCCUAUGGUUUUGAACGUCCAUCGGCCAUUCAACAACGGGCCAUUCUACCAUGUAUCAAACAACAUGAUGUUAUAGCACAAGCUCAGUCCGGAACUGGCAAGACUGCUACAUUCUCCAUUGCAAUUCUGCAACGAAUUGACAUCAAUGUCCGUGAAUGUCAGGCACUAAUUUUGGCACCGACUCGUGAGUUGGCUACCCAAAUCCAAAAGGUCGUCAUUUCGUUGGGAGAUUACUUGCAGGCCCAAUGCCAUGCAUGUAUUGGCGGAACCAAUGUUCGCGAAGACAUGCGCAAAUUGGAGGCGGGCUGUCACGUCGUUGUCGGCACACCAGGUCGUGUGUCUGACAUGAUCAAUCGUCGUGUAUUGCAGACGCGAGCAAUCAAAAUGUUCGUUCUAGACGAGGCCGAUGAAAUGUUGUCUCGUGGUUUCAAGUCGCAGAUCCAGGAUGUCUUCUCAGCAUUGCCGAACGAUGUUCAGGUCAUUCUGCUGUCGGCCACGAUGCCAACGGAGGUGCUUGAUGUAAGCAAGUACUUCAUGAGAAACCCUGUUCAGAUUUUGGUGAAAAAGGAAGAAUUGACCCUGGAAGGUAUCAAACAAUUCUUCGUCAACGUUCGCAUGGAAGACUGGAAAUUCGGAACGCUGUGUGACUUGUACGAAACACUGUCCAUCACUCAGGCCGUCAUCUUCUGUAACACAAGACGUAAGGUCGACCAGUUGACCGAAGACAUGAAAAUGAAAAAUUUCACCGUCUCCCACAUGCACGGUGACAUGGACCAACAGCAACGGGACGUUAUCAUGAAGCAAUUCCGUACAGGUUCUUCACGAGUCUUGAUCACCACCGAUCUGCUCGCUCGUGGUAUCGAUGUUCAACAAGUUUCUUUAGUUAUUAAUUAUGAUUUGCCGUCAAAUCGAGAAAACUACAUUCACAGAAUUGGUCGCGGUGGACGUUUCGGCCGUAAAGGUGUUGCUAUCAAUUUCGUCACGGAGGAUGAUAAGCGUACGUUGAAAGACAUUGAAACCUUCUACAAUACACACAUUGAUGAGAUGCCAAUCAAUGUAGCCGAUUUGAUUUAAGACCACGGGGGUGAAUCAACAAAAAGAAUCAGUAAAAACAUUCAGUAAAGAAAAUUUCAUAAAAAUUUAAAAAAAGAGAAAAAAUUAAAUUCAGACAAAAAAGGAAAAAAACUUAAAAGGAACAUUUCAUUAAAAAAAAAUAAUUUUUUUUCAAUUCUUAUACCGAAGAGUAACAAAACAAACGGAGUAAAGAAAAGCCCAAUUUUAAUCUAACGAAAGUUCUUGAAGCAAAUUAAAAAGGAAAAUUUACUAUACCAACCAAACAGAAAAAAUAAAGAAAAAUUAAAAGGAGAAUCGACGACGUGUCGAACAGUUUAAAUUUUCUUCGUUUGCGGAGAAUUUAUUGUUUCGAUUCUCGGAAGAUUUUUUCCUAAUUCUUUUUUUUAUUUUAUUUAUUUGUAAUGAAAAAGGUUCUCUCAUUUUUGUUGAAUUAAUAAAGGAAGAAAAAUAAAACUUAAAAACACAAAAACACUCUUGAAAAACGCUAAAAGAAACGGGAAUAUUUAUAUGGUAGCAUCAGAUUAGUAUAUCGAUUCCUCCCCUAUUUUUUAGUUCGUUUUUUUU
This is a messenger RNA of Bradysia coprophila, 1935 nucleotides long. Its product is annotated as eukaryotic initiation factor 4A-like. Lineage: Eukaryota; Metazoa; Arthropoda; Insecta; Diptera; Sciaridae. The record is from RefSeq and is a predicted model, not a curated record. Gene Ontology annotation, molecular function: RNA helicase activity; ATP binding; nucleic acid binding.